Molecule: messenger RNA, 726 nt
Organism: Mesocricetus auratus (golden hamster)
Lineage: Eukaryota; Metazoa; Chordata; Mammalia; Rodentia; Cricetidae
Gene: CUNH11orf97
Product: chromosome unknown C11orf97 homolog
Exons: 4
Coding region: 94-468 (124 amino acids)
Cellular component (GO): ciliary base
Source: RefSeq, a predicted model, not a curated record
UCACUAUGGCAACCUCAGACGCCUCGCGUUCCAGAGCAGCCGGUGGCGGAGUUGAGAGGCCUGGUGGCCCCGGGCCGCGGAGACCCCAGUGGCAUGAGGCGGCAGGAGGCGCUGGCGGUGACGGCAGGGACAGCAGCGGAGGCGGGCCGCGACGGGGAGCAGCCUAGGCCCCCAGGGCUGGGGUGCAGGGUUCGCGCUGAGCCGGGAGGCCCCCAAGAGCCCCGCCAACAAUGGAAGACGUUUUUGUACUGUGAGCCCCAUAAGAGAAUCAAGGAGGUUUUGGAAGAAGAACUUUCUAUCAAGAGGGAUGAGUGCCACGUGAAAAGCCCACCUGCAGUGGCCCUGGAUGGAAUUUGGAGCAUUAAAAGGAACCUCCCUGUGGGAGGCAUGAUGCUAGGACCGCAGAGCAGAAACAAUUCACUCCCGCAAGCCAAGUACUACUCAAGGCACGGAGGACUGAGAAGAUAAGACGGACAAACCCUUCUACAGAGAUGGAACUUUCAUUCUCCUAAUGUCCAAAGACAGAAGAAACCCAAGCUUGUUUCUCAAUUUAAGAUGUAUGGGAAAAAGGUUUUUAGUCUGUGAUACCAAUAUGCAAGCCAGUCCAAAGCCACAAAAAAACACUAUUGGGGAAAUGUACUAAGAAAAAAAUACUUGUUUUUAGUUUUCACAGUUGAGAUGUAUUAAGCUUCUAUUCAACUUAUUCUAUUAAAUUUAUCAAACAAA